GGCAGGGAGCGGCAGCCGCGGCGGCAGCUAGAGGCUAGUGCACACCCAGCCAGGGAGACUUAGGGAACCACAGACAGACGGACGGACGGAGAAAAUCCUUCCCAGCGCCCCCCGAGCCAUGGCCGAGAGAAAGCAAUCUGGGAAGGCGGCAGAGGACGAAGAGGUCCCUGCCUUUUUUAAAAACCUGGGCUCGGGCAGUCCCAAGCCCCGGCAGAAAUUCUGCGGCAUGUUCUGCCCGGUGGAAGGGUCCUCGGAGAACAAGACCAUCGAUUUCGAUUCGCUUUCGGUGGGCCGGGGCUCAGGGCAGGUGGUGGCUCAGCAGCGAGAUGUCGCCCACUUGGGCCCGGACCCGCACCGGCAGAGCCGGCGUGCCAGCGGGGAGCCAUCUGUUGAAUCGGGCCGGAAGGUGGAGAUCCGGCGGGCCUCGGGCAAGGAAGCCCUGCAGAACAUCUACGAUCAGAGUGAUCGCCUUCUCAUCAAAGGUGGCAAGAUUGUGAAUGAUGACCAGUCCUUUUAUGCGGACAUAUAUAUGGAAGAUGGGUUGAUCAAGCAAAUAGGAGAAAACCUGAUUGUGCCAGGAGGAGUGAAGACCAUCGAAGCCCAUUCCAGAAUGGUGAUCCCAGGAGGCAUUGACGUGCACACUCGCUUCCAGAUGCCUGACCAGGGAAUGACGUCAGCUGAUGACUUCUUCCAGGGAACCAAGGCAGCCCUGGCUGGGGGAACCACCAUGAUCAUUGACCAUGUGGUUCCUGAGCCCGGGACAAGCCUGCUGGCUGCUUUUGAUCAAUGGAGGGAGUGGGCGGACAGCAAGUCCUGCUGCGACUAUUCUCUGCACGUGGACAUCACGGAGUGGCACAAGGGCAUCCAGGAGGAGAUGGAAGCUCUGGUGAAGGACCACGGUGUAAACUCCUUCCUCGUGUACAUGGCUUUCAAAGAUCGAUUCCAGCUGACGGACUCCCAGAUCUAUGAAGUGCUGAGCGUCAUCCGGGAUAUUGGUGCCAUAGCUCAAGUCCAUGCAGAGAAUGGUGACAUCAUUGCAGAGGAACAGCAGAGGAUCCUGGAUCUGGGCAUCACGGGCCCUGAGGGACAUGUGCUGAGCCGACCAGAGGAGGUCGAGGCUGAAGCCGUUAACCGCUCCGUCACCAUUGCCAAUCAGACCAACUGUCCCUUGUAUGUCACCAAAGUGAUGAGCAAGAGCGCGGCUGACGUCAUCGCCCAGGCACGGAAGAAGGGAACCGUGGUGUAUGGCGAGCCCAUCACGGCCAGCUUGGGGACGGAUGGCUCUCAUUACUGGAGUAAGAACUGGGCCAAGGCGGCUGCCUUUGUCACCUCCCCUCCCUUGAGCCCCGACCCAACCACUCCAGACUUUCUCAACUCCUUGCUGUCCUGUGGAGAUCUCCAAGUCACUGGCAGUGCCCACUGUACCUUCAACACCGCUCAGAAGGCUGUGGGGAAGGACAACUUCACCUUGAUUCCCGAGGGCACCAACGGCACAGAGGAGCGGAUGUCUGUUAUCUGGGAUAAAGCUGUGGUCACUGGGAAGAUGGAUGAGAACCAGUUUGUGGCUGUGACCAGCACCAACGCAGCCAAAGUCUUUAACCUUUACCCUCGGAAAGGCCGCAUCGCAGUGGGAUCUGACGCAGACUUGGUCAUCUGGGACCCUGACAGCGUGAAGACCAUCUCUGCCAAGACACACAACAGUGCUCUUGAGUACAACAUCUUUGAAGGCAUGGAGUGCCGUGGCUCCCCACUGGUAGUCAUCAGCCAGGGCAAGAUUGUCUUGGAGGAUGGCACGCUUCAUGUCACUGAAGGCUCAGGGCGCUACAUCCCUCGGAAGCCCUUCCCUGACUUUGUGUACAAGCGCAUCAAGGCAAGGAGCAGGCUGGCCGAGCUGAGGGGGGUCCCGCGUGGCCUGUAUGAUGGACCCGUGUGCGAGGUGUCUGUGACACCCAAGACAGUCACUCCAGCCUCAUCAGCUAAGACAUCUCCUGCCAAGCAGCAGGCGCCACCGGUUCGGAACCUGCACCAGUCUGGAUUCAGCUUGUCUGGAGCUCAGAUCGACGACAACAUUCCCCGCCGCACCACCCAGCGCAUCGUGGCGCCCCCUGGUGGCCGUGCCAACAUCACCAGCCUGGGCUAAAGCCCCUAGGCCUGUAGGGCCACCUGGGGAUGGGGGAUGGGACACCUGAGGACAUUCUGAGACUUCCUUCCUUCCAUUUUUUUUUUUUUUUUUAAAGAGCCUGUGAUAGUUGCUGUGGGCAGCCAGUUCCUGGGGCUUCCUCUUGGGCCCCCCCCACACACACUUGGUUUCCCCUUGGAGUUUCUGAAUUCGCUCACCCAAGUCCCCUACACAGUUAUGAACACCACACCCAAGCCUAGCCACCCACCCCACACGGAGCUGCAUCUAACACGCAGACAUGCGCCACCAAGCAGAUCCCAGCGAGGGUCCCCGUCACACCCUCGGCUGCACCUUCCUGUCCUGGGGAAGAUAGAGUGAAUUGCCCUGAGCUGCCUUCUUUUCUUUUUAAAAAUUUUUAAAAAGGGGUUUUCUUUGUGGGGCUGGGGAGGGUUGGGGGUGGGAUUAGGAGAGGGUUUUUUUUUUUUAAAUACUAAAUUGAAAGCCUGAUUCAAUAUUAAUCCAUGGGUCUUGAACUGGACAUCCUAAUGAUGCAAUUAUGUAACCAUUAAGCUGAUCUGAGGCUGGCAGGCUACUGCUGCCCCUCUGGAGAGGCUCCACGCGCCUACAUCGCCAUCCCUUAUUCUUCCGGGUCAGCUGUUGAGAAGAGGCAGGUUUUCUUCAUUGGCCUAGAUUUUGCGGCAGAUUAGACCUUUUGAAGGUUCUCUUCACCAUUUCCCCAAAUCUUCUGUCUGUUCUGGCUUUUUCUCCUUCACUCAUGGAGGGAGAUUUUUUUUUUUUUUUUUUAAAUUGGUUUCUUGCUUCUUGUUUCCUGGACAAUGCUCUUUUUUCCUCUUCCAGUAGUUUGCCCUUAAAGCCAGGCAUCUUGAUUUGGCCGUGGGCUGUGCCUAAGAGGACUCUAGUUUUGCACUCACGAACAUAGUUUUGUGCUAUCCGAUGCCCAUCACUAGAUAUCUGAGUUUGAGGCUUGCAGGACACAGGGAUGGCCUGGAUUAUGUUACCAGUAUUGUCACAUGUGGGCCCAGAAUAGAGUCACGUGUGCUGGAAGGGCGAGGAGGAAUUAGGCUGCAGAAGUGACAGAGUUUCUGGUCAAAUGUGUAAAUCCAGUCCCCAAGCCCACCAAGUUGGGACCGGUCUCCCUGUGCGGGAGCCAACCAAGAUGGGGCCAGUGUCUCUGUGGAGGAGCCCUUCUGGAACACUGUGACUUCUCAGUGUGUGUGUGGAGGGGGAAACAUUUUUUUUUUUUUUCUGUCCAGUUAUUUCAAAAGGUCUAACACGAUGUGGGAAGUCCUCAUAGGGGUAGAAAUCUUGUGGCUCAUUAGACUUCAAGCCCAGUUCUACAAGAGGAAAAACCCUGUCUUAGGAAACAAUAUCUCAUGGGAAGAAGACUGUGUAAAUUGAAUGCAUGGCCCACUUAGAGAUCAUGUCACCUCUUAGAGACCAUGUCACCUCAUAUCUAUCACCUUUUCCUCUGCCUGUCAUAGUGACAGUUUUUCACUAGCUGGCUUCUUUCUGUAUUUGCUGACUUCUGUCCUGUUUCUUUCCAGAUGUGUGUACAGGUCUGUGUAAGUGGUGUUAGGUCCACAGGCCUUUAUGAAUCCAAUCUAUUUGAGUAAAGCAGGGCCUCAGGAAAAAAAAAAAAAUACCAUGAUACUUUUAGUGUCCACGCAUUUUGCCUUUGGGGUUAAUGGUUGGGGUUUUGGUUUGUUGUUAAUUUUUGUUAUUUUAAAGGUAAAUUGCACUUUUAAAAAAUUGGUUGACUUAAUAUAUUUGCUUUUUUUUUUUUUUUUUUUUUCCUUACCUGCACUUAGAGAGGAAAUUUGAACAAGUUGGAGAACACAUUUUUGUUUGUUUGUUUGCUUGGAUUCUGAGAAACACUCGCAGCUCUUCAGUGCUCACUCAUCUCCCUGCUGUUUCUUGUACAGGGCCCUGGGCCUUCGGUUGUUUUAGAUCAUUUUCUUACAAACCAAACCAAACAACAGUUUCAAACCUGGAGAUCUCCGCAGUCCGUGUAAGCAUGUUUACCUGUCGGCUCGCUCUCUGUGUCUGUUGAAUGAAUGUCAUAUGUAAAUGCUAAAGUAAGUCAACAGUGUCUCAGAACUGAUGAACUGCAGUGACUUGAUGCUCUAAAUCAAUGUAGGAUUAACUGCUAGAUGGUUUUAACCCUUGAACUUGUGAUUGUGACCCAUGACCGGGGGACCUUUCAGUGCUAAAGCUGAUCAUGUGUGUAGCCAGGAAGGUACUUUUGUUGUUGUUUUUUUUUUUUUUAAAUUUUUUUGUUUUAUUUUUUUGUAACCACUGUCUUAAUGGCAAAAUAAUUAUGGUAAAAUACAAGUCUCGUGUUUAUUAUUCCUUAAGAAGAAGUCUGUGUUAUAUUACCACUGAACACCCAAUAAAGCAGAAUGUGGUCGUUUCA
This is a messenger RNA of Peromyscus maniculatus bairdii (prairie deer mouse), 4553 nucleotides long. RefSeq names its product dihydropyrimidinase like 2 (gene Dpysl2). Gene Ontology annotation, molecular function: hydrolase activity, acting on carbon-nitrogen (but not peptide) bonds, in cyclic amides. The record is from RefSeq and is a predicted model, not a curated record. Gene Ontology annotation, cellular component: cytoplasm; cytosol. NCBI's taxonomy places the organism in Eukaryota, Metazoa, Chordata, Mammalia, Rodentia, Cricetidae.